GAAAGCACGCAGGGAAAUUAAGUAUGGGAAAGGGUUAUUUGAUUAUUUAUCUUCUGCAUGUGCAUCCAAUUCAAAAUUCAACAUAUUGAUUCGAUGCGAUGCAGAUGCACCCUCUCUUAUGUUUCUUUUUUUUUUUGCUUUGGUUAUAAGUUGUAUGACAUAAAAAGGAUUAACGUAGGUGGCGUUGGCGUUGGGAGUGAGGAAUGGCGGCAAGAGGCAUGAAGAGACGCCACGUAGUAAUGAGUAGUAGGUUUAGCUGGAAGCUGUUGAUCCUCUUCUCCGUUUCCCUCUCCUGCGUCGUCGUUUUAGCUCUAGCAGCUCUCUUCACGCUGCACACUAACUCACCCCCAGUUUCAAUUUCUCGCGUCUUCGAUGGUACUCCUAAGAUCGCCUUCUUGUUCCUCGUUCGCCGCAACCUCCCUCUCGAUUUUCUCUGGGGUGCUUUCUUCCAGAACGGCGACGUUUCGAGAUUCUCGAUUUAUGUGCAUUCGGCUCCUGGGUUUGUGUUGGAUGAGUCAACCACCAGGUCGCACUUCUUCUACGGUCGUCAACUCAGUAAUAGCAUUCAGGUUUCAUGGGGAGAAUCGAGUAUGAUUCAGGCCGAAAGGUUGUUACUGGCAGCAGCUUUAGAGGACCCUGCAAAUCAAAGAUUUGUUCUUCUCUCGGACAGCUGUGUUCCUCUGUACAACUUUUCCUAUGUGUACAAUUAUGUCAUGGUUUCUCCAAGGAGUUUCGUGGACAGCUUUCUUGAUGUGAAGGAGGGCCGCUACAACCCAAAAAUGUCACCUAAAAUACCAAGGGAAAAAUGGCGUAAAGGGUCCCAGUGGAUCACCUUAGUUCGAAACCAUGCAGAAGUGAUUGUAGAUGAUGAUGUUAUCUUUUCUGUCUUUAAGAAAUAUUGUAAGAGACGGCCGCCAAUUGAUACCAGAAAGGGAAAGCUGAAUCUUAAACUUCAGAAGCAGCACAACUGUAUUCCAGAUGAACACUAUGUGCAGACGUUGCUUGCAAUGCAUGGCCUUGAAGGUGAACUUGAACGUAGAACGGUGACCUAUACCCUGUGGAACCAGUCUGCAACAAAAAUGGAGAAUAAAGGCUGGCAUCCUAUUACUUUCAGCUAUGCAAAUGCUGGCCCUCAAAGGAUAAAGGAAAUGAAGGGCAUCAACCAUGUUUAUUAUGACAGCGAGUACCGGACGGAAUGGUGUCGUACCAAUUCAACACCCGUUCCGUGCUUUUUGUUUGCUAGGAAAUUCUCUCAGGGAGCUGCUAUGCGCUUGCUGAGCGACGAAGUUGUUGACCACUCUGAAGUUUCUGCAAUGUUAGCCACUCCCUCAUGACUUGUGCUUCUGAUUACUCACUGACCUACUUAGACAUAUACUUCGGACGUCAAAUGGGAUUACUACAAGUUAUAUACAGCAUACUCCACUCCACAAGAACAGAUUUUGAAUACAAAAGUUUGUAGCUGCGGCUGAAUUAGUUAAUUUAUGGGUAAGGUAAAGUAGCUGCGGAUCGGAUGUAACGAGCUGAUAGGACCAUUAGGUCUUUCACAUCAAACCACAUUUGUAAUGUAAUAAGUUAUAAUAUAAAAAAAGGGGUUUAACUUUUCCGCAGCAACUGCAACAAAGUUAAGUUUGUCUCCUUCUCUCCCAAAAAAGUAGUGGGUUCCCUGUAAUAGAGUUUGUGACAAAAAAAUUAUAUUAUAUAUUCUUAAGGAGUAUAUAGUGUGUGUGGCAGAUGAUGUAGAAAUGUUUUU
Messenger RNA from Gastrolobium bilobum, 1750 nucleotides. Its product is annotated as glycosyltransferase BC10-like. Gene Ontology annotation, cellular component: membrane. NCBI's taxonomy places the organism in Eukaryota, Viridiplantae, Streptophyta, Magnoliopsida, Fabales, Fabaceae. Bases 204 to 1334 code for a protein of 376 amino acids. The transcript has 10 exons. Gene Ontology annotation, molecular function: glycosyltransferase activity. The record is from RefSeq and is a predicted model, not a curated record.